Messenger RNA from Gigantopelta aegis, 9650 nucleotides. RefSeq lists its product as uncharacterized. Gene Ontology annotation, molecular function: protein binding. Gene Ontology annotation, biological process: signal transduction. Lineage: Eukaryota; Metazoa; Mollusca; Gastropoda; Neomphalida; Peltospiridae. The record is from RefSeq and is a predicted model, not a curated record. The coding region runs from base 23 to 7441 and encodes 2472 amino acids. The transcript has 17 exons.
GUCUACAAAAGAUGCAAUAAAAAUGACUGAUAAUGAAGGAAUGACACCUCUUGAUAUUGCCCGGUAUAUGGGAAACACGGAUAUUGCACUGUUAGUGGUAUUGAGAGAAGACAUAGACUUAAAGUCCCAGAAAUGUACCGAGUUAAACAAUAUUGGAUGGUUGAAGCGUGUGCUUCUAGCUAAUGCACACCAACCUAGAUUAGAUCACCUGAUCAUGCCACAGGACAUUACAGUUCUUGGAGAUUUUAGAAAAAUGAGGCCAAAACACCGUUUGUUAAGUUAUUUUCAGAGCGGUGCAAGUGUAUGUAAUAGGGAUUCCAGCAAUAGGCUUGAUUUAAACUUACCACACCUUCUGGGUAUGAAAGAUGAUCAAGCAGCAUGUGCUAUGAUCGAAAUAGCCCAAGAAACUGUGAUUCAAGUGAUGUGUAUGUCAUAUUCGUGUUAUCCACUUCUUCAUCUUUGUGCCAUCAUGGGCUGUGAAAAGUCACUGAGACUCUUAUUGCAAAUGAUCAAGAAAUGCACAAUUGAUGAUAUGGCAACAUGGACUCGCAAACCCUGUCACAGAGGUAAAAUACCACUUUCAUAUGCUAUAGAAAACCAACAAACUGAAUGUGUGAAAAUUUUGUUUGCCGAGGAUGACUGCUUAGACUGGGUCAGUGUUAUUAGUGGAGAAACAAUAUUACAUCAUGUUGCAAAGACGGACAAUAAGGAAAUUUCCCAGCUCAUCACCCCACGGGCUACAGAUGCUCAGCUGUGUCUACGUGACAAGAACAACUGUACCCCAGCAGCAGUGUGUGUUGCACUUGGAAAUCAUUCUGUUGUUACAGAUAUGUUGAGGGGGAUUGUGCUGGAUAGUGUAGAACACACAACACACACUGAGACAGACUUCUCCUGUGUAGACUGUUUGUUUGAUAGAUGCAUUGGCUGGUCAAGGAUGAUUUUGCAAAGCACUGAUAUUUCUAAUACUAUGCCAUACCGAGAUGUGAUGAAAAGAAAACCGUUUAUACAAGGAUAUACAACUGACGGGGCUGGAAAACGUAACCACCCAUUAACAAAUCUGCUUGCUUGGUCCAUGAUGAGUCCCACAUCGAAUGUCCUGGAUAGAGGAUUAGCAGCCAUGAGAUAUGACUCAAACACGCCAGCUGCUCAUCUCUUUGUCCUACUCAACAUGCACAGGAGAAAGGAUGUAGAACAGUUAAUAUAUAAGGCUCUCAGUUGUGGAUUUGAUGCUGCUGCUUGUUACCUGUUUAAGCAGAAUGUUGAUGAGCUAUCAUCGAGUGUUGAUGAGUUUUGUUUGAAAGCAAUUGCCUGUCACAGUAAUACAUUCUUUUCCAUGAUUAUCAGUGAAACAAAUGUCUUGGAAAAAUCACUAACACCAACUGCUUUAGAUGUAGCAUUUGGCUUUGGCAACUUUGAGGCUGUGAAGUGGAUUGAGGAAGCAAAUGGAGAUAUUGAUACUGACCGCGUUAAAACUUUGGUCGAGUUAGCAGACGUUUUACCUCUGUCAAUAAGGUGGCGCAUUGGUGUGGCACAACCUGGAGAUGAUGAAUGGAUUAAUUCUGUUGUCAGCCAAACACAAAAUCUAACAGACAACUUACCAAAAACAUAUAUACAACAUGAAGAUCGAGUGAUUGGUUUGGUUGUCAGCCAGACCCAGAGAAUCUCGGAACCAGAGGCUCUACUCUGCAUGAGGCCAGAUGACCACUUUAGACAAAUUUUGGAGAACCUACCUAUCAGAAAAGAGUCAUUUCUACCGCAGACAUUCCUAGAAAAGGAUAUACAAGUAGAUAUGAAAAGUUUUGAAUUUGCUGGUUUGAAAUGUGAUAUAAAAGGCAUAUGGCUUUAUUCAAUAAUACUCUCCAAACUCAUAAUGGGAAGGUACCAUCUGGAAAUUAAUUUACAAUCAGCUCAAUGGAAAGCCAUAAAAACUAUCGUAAUCUCUUGUGUACAGGAUGCAUCGUCGGAAGUGCCAGAAAUGAAAUUGCUUGGCAAUGAACUGCAUGAUAAAGUCAGGUUUAGGAAGACACACGCUUCUGAGGGUGAAGGGCAUAAUGUUGUCGUGGAUACAGCAGAUAUUCAAGUUAUAUUUUCUCAUGAAGAAACCAUGAAAACAACGAUACAGGAAAAGGUUAUUCCACAACUUGAGUCACUCAUCAAGGACAAGCUGAUGGGACAAACCAUCAAAAUAGAAGUGGACUGGGGAUCUAUUGAUGCUGCCAAAGACAGACAAUGCAGACAACACAUCUUCAUGGUUCUAGCAGGAGAACAUGGAGGAAACAGACUUGGUGGAUUGGAAACAAUGAUUUUGAGGUCAGGUUCUCUUCUUGACAGUAUUGCGGACCUGGGUGGUCCAGCUACAGCAAAAAGAGCUAUUGAUCUGAUAGCCACAAUUAAAAACAUUGUUGUAAGGUAUGUUGAAGUCUUUCCUACAAGCAAGAGAAUCAUACUGUCAUCAAGUGACAGCAAGAUCUUCUGGUAUUUCAGUUUGAAAGACCUGACUUUGCAUUACAUGUCAUCUCUGUUUGCCAUAUACAAGUCACUGAAGGGAUACCACUCUGCUUGUUACAGUCUUGCAGACUGUAUUUUAGCCAUUAAAGACAAUUGUUCUAAGCAACUGGAUGAUGACAAUGAACAAUCGAAGGACAAAUAUUCAAAAUCUGUUGAUAGCCCUUUUGAACUCCAUGUUGAUGUGAGAUCAUUCGAAGAGGCUGGCAUCUCUGAAUCGAUAGAUAUUUUCUUUCAGAACAAAGUCGCACAUGUCAUGAGGCAACUUGGGUCAGCAUACAAGUUCUUGCUCAGAUUUGAAAUGAAUGUGAUUAGAAUCAAUGUUCUGGCCAUAGAGUCUAAAGACAAAUCUGGUAUAUCCUUCAAAGACAGGAUCCUCACGAUCUCCCUUAAAAUGACAAGACCAAUGGAUGGUGCUUGGCAGAUUGAUGACUUGGAUUUCUACAAGAUAUUUACAGAUAUGGAAGUCAAGCAGAUUAAAGACAGGUACGCAUGUGACGAAUUAAUUGAGAAGGUAAUACAGGCUGGAGAGUCAUUUCAGAAAUUAUUUGGCCUGCCUCUGGACAUUUCAUUUAAUCCCAGUGAGUGGUUGGAAGAUGUGGUGCGUAUUGAUAACCGCGAGAUGACUCAUCCAUUCGACCUGCUCACAACAUAUGUGGAAGUAUUUGCAGACCAAACUUUGGCUUCGUAUGAAGAUGCGCUUAUGCAGGAACUCACAACAGCAGAUUGCUGGCUUUUGGAAAAGAUUCAACUGCCAUGUGGUUUCUGGAGUACAUUUAAUUACAGUGAACUGAAGGGUGUACCAGAAACGAAAACAAUGUUAGUUAAGUACAGACAUGUGGAUGAAAACUCGCUUGAGGAAAGUCAAUCCAAUGAGAUGAAUACCUCUCUCACCUUUGACGUUUUGACACACGUAGAUAUACAGAAGCUGGACAAAGCUUCAGUUGUUGGCCUUUGGUAUUUAGUACCAGCAGACCAAGUCACCAAGUAUGAUAAUGUACAACUGCUGUCUUUGAGAGAUAGGCUAUUUUACAUUCCUGAUAGAAGAUUUGGAAGUCGAUUUAUAUCAGGGCUGAAAAAUAAAAUUGAAAUUUGCUCAAGAUAUGUUCUAUCAAAAGAAAAAGCAAAGCAUGCUGUGGACCUUUCAUUUGAUGAUAUCAUAAGAGACAAAGUUUCUCAGAUCAAAUAUUCAAAUCACUUCAAGGUUACCCAAAUUCUGUGUUGUAAAAAUGCAGCUGUCCAGAAAGCAGCAAAGCAUUUUUCAAGCCAUGCUAAACCUUUGACAGUCGAAGGUUACAUGCUUUAUAAUAUCUGGGUAGCAGCUUCAAAUCUUGGAAUCAAUAUUGUAUUUGAUUUGCAUGGAUUCAAACAGACAUCGUCUGUUGAGGUUGUAGCAGAUGUUCUCUUAAUGACACUUAAUGAUAUAUCAAGCAUCAGUAUGACUGACAAACAAAUCCACGACUCCUUUCUGGAUGCAGUUAGCAAGUUGGGAACUGUAUCUAUUGGUUUCGAUUCUGACUGCAGUAUCAGAAACAAAGAAAUGGGAAAAGUGGAAGGUUCUACAUUCAGUGAAAUGGCUGACAUUACAUUUGUUAGUCAAAGAGAUCUGCAUAUCAAUUUUAGACCUGCGAUUCUGGUUUCUGACCAACCUCUUCAGCCAAUCACAGAUACUAUAAGAUCUGCUUUAUGUAAAUCAUUCCAAGUCCAGGCACCACAGGAAGUUGUACAAAUUGUAUCUGACGUUUUGAAUAUAAGCAUGUCAGUUGAUUCAACAAUAGUUCCCAAAUUUUACCUUCAAAAGAAUAACGUUGAAAUAUUGCACGCAGUUUCGACAUUAAUGAGUAACUUCGACCAGGCAAUGCAGCACAUCGUUAAGAACCACAACAAUGCCAGAAUGCGUCUUCAGUCAGAACUGACGAGUGUGGUCUUCACAGAAAGUGCACUGCCGCUAUCAACUGCUACAUUUACAGAAGGUAUGUUACAAUGCACUCUGUUCAAGGGCGGCAACACUGUCACUGCUGAAGAAUUGCAAACUGAUAUUCUUGCUGCUCUCGAGUACCCGGCUCAGUCUCCCGAAGAACCAAGGUUCAAAUCCAAGCUGUCACCUCUACAGCUUGUUAACUGCCCUGAUGGGGAGUCUGUUCUUACUGUCACAUGCCAGAAGAACGUUAAACGACAGCGCCGAAAGCUACAAAGACUGAAGAGACCUAAGGGAACUAGCAGUAUUGCUGUUGAUAACGCAACUGAAAGGUUGUUUUACCACGUAGAGCUUGGACAGACAGGCAACAUUGAAAAUGAAUUAGACAUUGGAGCGGAUAUUAACCGGAGAGGCGAGGAAGGCGCAACACCUUUUCUUCGAUCAUGUCAAUUGCGCAACUACGUUGUCCAGAAAGUGUUAUUGAGAAGAGGGGCCAACGUAAAUAAAUCGGAUAAACUGCACCGAACUCCUCUGCACUAUGAGGCCGCCCACGGUGAUGUCGAGAGUCUCACGUUGCUGCUGACUCACAAGGCUAAAGUGAACGUCAGGGACAAGUAUGGACGAACGCCAUUGCACUACGCCGUCAACAACUCACAUUUUGAGGCAGCAGAUCUUCUUGUGUUUUGUGGAGCAGAUGGAACGAUAAUGGACAAGACAAUGCAGAGCCCAGCAUCUCACUGCAGACAUCCAUGGCUGCGUAAAUUGAUGAUGGAAUCCCAGCUGACAGUCCAUGGCAUCAAACAUGGCUAUAUCCAGAUAGAACACGUGACACUUGAAGCUGACAUGUCGUACCACCUUUCCAAAAUUGGACUGACCAUGCGGACACCCAGCUCUGUGGGCAGUGAGAGUGUCAGUAUGGUGUGGAGACGAGUCCAGCCAGAGUACAGUCGGACUGACAUGGUUCCUGCCGACAAGGAGUUGCUGAUGAGUGACAUAUUCGAAUACCGAAUGUCCGGCACUGACGUCACAGAAGGGUUCGUCCUCAAAAUCCCAAUCUAUUCCAAGCCAGACAGGUUUGAGGAGGUCUAUAUGAAAACUGACAGAGAUGAGUACAUUGGAAGGCUCCAGGAUAUUAGGGAAGAGAAAAUGGACCAAUGGGUGUGUUAUAUCAAGGUAAACCCCAGCUCCAUGAAUGCCUUUGUUUUGGUCACACUACCGAAAAAGGAAAUAUUCCCAGUGACGUCAUCUGGAGGAACCUUCAGCUCCAACGUGGCUCAAGUUGAAAUCCUCGUAAAGCCUGAUACCUUUGAAAGGCCUGGCGAUCUCACCUUAGAGAUAAUACCAAAACCCGCGAUCGACGAGGAAGAGUUUGACAAAGUUCUGUCUCUGUCUCAUUUCUUCAACAUAAGCCACGCAGAAGGAGAACAGCCACAGAAAGAGGUCAUCAUGACGAUUCCACUUCCACACGACUACUUUGGAGACGGCGACCUCUACGUGAUGAUGCGGCACGAGGAUGACAAUUGCCAGGUCGAACAAGACCUCUGGGAAAUCCUAGAGAAGAACCCCGCAGUUCAUAAUGGACUGGUCAACGUGAACGUGCGGCAUUUUUCAGAAUGUAACCUUCUAGAAUAUAGGGACACUUUCGAAGACAUCACUCUGUCGGAGACCGAAAAGACGAAGGUAGAAAGAGAAAAGGAAACCGAAAUUAUCAGAUUAAAUGCAAAACUGCUAGAGAAAGCUCAACGUCGAGAAUGUAAUGUUGUUUUUGUGGCCAUGUUGAAACCUCUACCAGAUUCUGUGUGUGAAGCGGUCAUUGAGUGCACAAGAAACAACCAUUUGGGCCAGCGACUCAAGUACUGGAAGAACGAAGGAUACAAAGACCAGAAUCCAAGCUUCACAAGUGACUUCGUCACCUUUCCAAAACAAGAGUUCAAACUGGACAUUGGUGGUAACGCCAAGAAGCUAAACCCAGUAAUUACAACGUUACAGUAUCACCCUAAAAGACAAAAUGUUUUGAAGCUGCCCAUCUCUCUACAUGAUCAACUGAAGGACAACGUUGGAUGGGUGGAUAUUGCUGAGAAGCAGGACAGUCUGGAAGAGAAGUUUGAAUCGCAACCAGACUACGAUUCUUUGGCUAAAAUACUUCUACACUAUUUUCCAUUUGAUGGACAGGGUGGCAAUACUAAUAAUACUGAAAGUAUUACUGAGGAGGAAAAAGCAUUUGAAGGUUUCACAGACGAGUCUCUGUUAAACGAUCUGGCACGUGACUUGGGCUCAGAAUGGCGGAGAGUGGCCAUGCUCCUGGGAUUUUCAGACAGAUCUCUAAAGAUGCAGCAAGACAAGCCAGAAGAGACGGCGGAGGAGCAAAGAUACAGGUUGUUGAGAUCCUGGAGAGAUAGCAGACUUCGCAGACGUGACCACGGAGUUCCGGAACUUCUUAUAGCUCUCCAAAAAGGAGGAAGAAAAGAUUUAGUGCGUAAAGUCAUUCAGACACUGGAAUUAUGGCUUGGUGAGAAGAAGGAAAGGCGUGACAAUUUCGUGACGUGGCUGAAAGCAGCUCUAUCAGGGACGACCACUACACAUGAAGCUCUUCUGAAGCCCAUGUCUGACGAGUUUAUCACCAGCCUCGUACAGAAGACUGGUGCUGUUCUGGAUCUGGCCGGCCAACUCGACGUAUCCAAGCCAGAAUUAGACCUCAUUAGAAUCGACCCAUUAACAAGAACACCUGAGAGCAAAAUGAUCAAGUUAUUUGCCACGAGCCGAGAUAAACAUACGUCAGAUGAUAAAGCCUUCCAAACCACAGUGGAGGCUUUGACAAUGUUUUCCUUGGAGGAACCUAGAAACUGGAUGCUGCGAACAGCGAGAGAAUGGACUGUCAGUACAGAGAAAACUGAUGAUCCAUUUGUUCAUCGUAUCUGUGAUUACUUGGACGCAGUCGAACCUCUUUAUUUACCAGUUCUCCCAGAUGAAGAAAACAACGAAGAAACGAGCCGAAUGCCUUCUGUUAAUGUCUGUUAAUUUGUUAUGGCUUUCAGGCAUGUCUGUCUUGCUGAUAGAGAUAAUCACUUGAUUCUAUUUGGAUAAACAUGACUCUCUUCUAUGAACUUAGCUAUAAAUAUUGUGAAAAGUGUAUGACAGUUUUAUUCAUCAUAAUGUGCCUUGUACAGAGAUAUUUUUUUGUACAGGAUAUAGUUUCUUUUUCUUUUUUAUUGUGCACUUUUAUUUUGUUAUACAAAUAUCCAAUUUCAAUUAGAUGCGUAGUUGCUCGUGUGCAAAUGCAUUAUAAAUACAUGUACAGCUUGACUGAUAAAUGAUUUACACUUCAAUAUCAAUAAAUUGUAUAUUGUAUUAUCUAAACAUGUGAGAACAGUAUAUUCCACUUUGCAUUAUUUUAAAGAUGUUUGUAAAUAUUAGUAUUCCAAAAUCACAAUAUUUACAAUCAAAUAGUUAGUAAUAAUUAUGAUAUAAUAACGGAGUUGUGCUAUAUUGUCAUCAUUGUUGAAUUGUGUUAUCAUGACAACUAAGCUGGCCUGUAUAUUAUGACUGUGAUAUAAUAACUGAGCUGGCCAAUAUGUCAUUGCGAUGUAAUUACAGUAUUAGGCUAUAUCUAUCAUCGUUGUAUAAUAACGGAGUUAGACUAUAUGUAAAUAUUGUGUAAUAUAACUGAGUUGGUCUGUACUCUAUCAUUGUGAUAUUAUAACUGUGUUGGACUAUAUCACAAUAUUGUGAUACUAUAACUGAGUUGGACUAUAUUCUAUCACUGUAAUAUUAUAACUGUGUUGGACUAUUACAAUAGUGUGAUACUAUAACUGAGUUGGAAUAUAUGUUGCCACUGUGAUAUAAUGGAGUUGGACUAUAUUCUAUCAUUGUGAUAUAACAAUAGAGGACUAUAUGAUACAACUGAGCUAUAAUAAAUGAACUGGCCUAUGUGUUAUCAUUGCAAUAUGACAAUAUGUUGGCAUUGCGAUAUAAUAACUGAACUGACACAUACUAUGUUAUCAUUGUGAUAUAAGAACUGAGUUGGACUGUCUGGUAUCAUCAUAGUGGAAUAAUGUUUAUAAUUUACCAUUGUGAUAGAACAACUGAGCUGGCCUAUAUGUUGUCAUUGUGAUAUGCGAUAUAACAAUUUAGCAGGGCUAUAUUUCAGUAGUAACUGAAACACUAUAUAUGCCAGUACUGUUAUAGAAUCCGUGGUGAGCUGUAUACCCACAACGCUAUUUUAUCUAUGAUGUUACUUCAAAAAGCCAUGCAUAUUGUUGCUUGAAAUCAGUAAAUGAGCAGUAAAAAGAGAACCGGGGUACACUAAUAAGGAGUCUUCUACGGGUUGACAACAUAUCACCUUCCAUAUGAAUGGGGACGUUUUCAUAAACAAUUUUAGCGUGGAUGGGGGAUCUUUAAACUCAUUAAUAAAUUCAAAAUAUCCUCUUAAAAUACAAUCGGUGGAAUAGAGUCCAAUUUUGAAAAUAUUUUAAAACGUUUGAACUAGGAUGUGACUAAAGGAUAGGGGUGCUAGUAUUGUUAGUGUGCGUGAAUGAUCAGUAUGGGGUGAAAGUGCGUUUUCCAAGUACGCGCAUUGGUUCUCGCCCGGUUAAUCCCAACACAUUGGGACGCAGUUCCGUAAGAGAACUUGUUAAAUUUUCAUGUAAGAUAAAGGUGUAUUACCUUAUAUUCAAUAUUUAUCCUGCAAUCACUGUAUGUAUUGUCAAUAUAUUAUGACUGGAUAAAUGUCUUUAUGUUCGGUUACUGACAAAAGGUUUUUGGGUCGGAAUUACUUUUUCACUAGUUAUGAUCAGCAAAGGAAUGUUGUAUUGCUCAAAAUAACUUAUUAUUUUAUUUCUAGUUGAUGGUUUUGACUUUUAAAAACUUUCUUGAACAUUUUUUUUUUUUUAAUAAGAAAUAUAUUGUUGUUAUUUAAGAACUAUUUUAUUUUGGUAUAUAGAUAUUGUUGGAGAUAAGGCAUUGAAUUCAAUUAUAUAUUACCGUAAGCAUUUGCUUGUUGGUACAAACAAUAUACAUGUAUAAUACAUGAGCAAUCAAUCGUGACAAAGACGUGUGACUAGUGGAGAAUAUAAACAGACAAUUGGAGCAAAAUAUCUUAACAGUCAAACACACAUUUUAUUUUUGCCAAAAAAUAUACAUUUUGUAGGCAUACAUACAUAUUGAUAUCUAAAAUAAUAUACAUUUUGUAGGCAUACAUACAUAUUUAUAUCUAAAAUAAUAUACAUUU